This is a messenger RNA of Mercurialis annua (annual mercury), 2669 nucleotides long. RefSeq names its product ATP-dependent DNA helicase DDM1. Gene Ontology annotation, molecular function: ATP-dependent chromatin remodeler activity; DNA binding; ATP binding. The transcript is spliced from 16 exons. Lineage: Eukaryota; Viridiplantae; Streptophyta; Magnoliopsida; Malpighiales; Euphorbiaceae. The record is from RefSeq and is a predicted model, not a curated record. The coding region runs from base 114 to 2393 and encodes 759 amino acids. Gene Ontology annotation, cellular component: nucleus.
UUAAAUAAUAAAUAUUUAAUAAACAACUCACACCCAUUCUCCUUUCACCUUCUCAUUUCCUCUCUUUUUGUCAAAAAAAAAAAAAAGAGCACGGAGAAAUAACUGUUGUUGAAAUGGCAACUGAGAGUGAAAUUAAGAACAACGAUUCUGCUGAUUCACCGACUUCGGUACUUGAAGAUGAGGAAAAAUGCGAGCUCAAACCUGUGGUUAUAUUGGAAAAUGAUAGUCUCCUAGAUGCAAAAAAUGGUGAUUCCUCUCUUUUAUCAAGAGUCAUGGCAGAGGAGGAGGAGAAGCUGUUGGUAGAUCGGGUGAAAGAAGAAGCUGCUCAGGAAGGGAAUGAGCCAGAGAAGGCUAACUUGAAUGACAGCCAGUUUACCAAAUUAGAUGAACUUCUUACUCAAACACAACUCUACACAGAGUUCUUGCUGGAAAAGAUGGAUCAGAUCACUCAUGAUGGAGUGAAGGAGGAGGAUGAUGCUUCUGGAGAAAAGAAAGGUCGCGGUAGGAAAAGAAAAGCUGCCACAAAUUACAAUUCUAGAAAAGCCACCAGGGCAGUUGCGGCAAUGCUGACAAGAUCUAAAGAAGUUGAAAAGAUUGAUGAUUCAAAUUUGACUGAGGAAGAAAGACUUGAGAAAGAGCAGAAGGAAUUAGUACCUUUAUUGACCGGAGGAAAAUUGAAGUCCUAUCAAAUUAAAGGAGUAAAGUGGUUGAUUUCCUUGUGGCAAAAUGGCCUUAAUGGAAUCCUUGCUGAUCAAAUGGGGCUCGGAAAAACUAUUCAAACAAUCGGUUUUCUCGCACAUCUAAAGGGAAAGGGCUUGGAUGGCCCUUAUUUAGUAAUUGCUCCUCUUUCUACUCUCUCAAAUUGGGUAAAUGAAAUUUCAAGGUUUACUCCCUCUAUUAAUGCGAUCAUCUACCAUGGAGACAAGAAGCAAAGAGAUGAGAUAAGAAGAAAGUACAUGCCUAGAUCCAUUGGCUCCAAGUUUCCCAUAAUUAUCACUUCUUACGAGGUUGCAUUAUCUGAUGCCAGAAAGUAUCUGAGGCAUUAUGACUGGAAAUAUGUUGCUGUUGAUGAGGGACACCGAUUGAAAAACUCAAAAUGCAAAUUGCUGAAAGAAUUGAAAUUAAUUCCUAUGGAAAAUAAGCUUCUUUUGACCGGGACACCUCUGCAGAACAAUUUGGCUGAGCUUUGGUCACUGCUUAAUUUCAUUUUGCCUGAUAUUUUCCAAUCACAUGAGGAAUUUGAGUCAUGGUUUGAUUUUUCAGGAAAGGCCAAUAACGAAUCAAUGAAGGAGGAAGUGGAAGAGAAGAGAAAAUCCCAGGUGGUAGCUAAACUUCAUGGCAUUUUACGCCCAUUUCUCCUGCGGAGGCUGAAGGCUGACGUAGAGCUAAUGCUUCCUCGGAAAAAGGAGAUUAUCUUAUAUGCUACCUUGACUGAGCAUCAAAAGAACUUCCAGGAUCAUUUAAUUAAUAAGACUUUGGAGCAAUAUUUGCAAGACAAGUCGAAUACAGGUCGCACUGUGAUACGAACCCUCAACAAUGUGAUGAUCCAGCUACGAAAGAAUUGCAACCAUCCCGACCUCUUAGAGUCUGCUUUUGAUGGCUCAUAUUUCUACCCUCCUGUGGACCAGAUAGUUGAGCAGUGUGGCAAGUUCAGGUUGCUGGACAGAUUGUUGAAUAGGCUAUUUGCACUUAAGCACAAGGUUCUGAUAUUCAGCCAGUGGACUAAGAUUCUAGAUAUUAUGGAAUAUUAUUUUAGUGAGAAAGGUUUUGAAGUUUGCAGAAUUGAUGGAAGUGUGAGAUUGGAGGAAAGGAGAAGGCAGAUCGAUGAAUUUAAUGAUGUGGACAGCAGUCUUAGAAUAUUUCUUCUCAGCACUAGAGCUGGUGGAUUGGGUAUCAAUCUUACUGCAGCUGAUACCUGUAUACUAUAUGACAGUGACUGGAACCCUCAAAUGGAUUUACAGGCAAUGGAUAGAUGUCAUAGGAUUGGACAGACUAAACCGGUUCAUGUAUAUAGGCUUGCAACUGCCCAAUCUAUUGAGGGGCGCAUCUUGAAAAGGGCAUUUAGUAAGUUGAAGCUUGAGCAUGUAGUCAUCGGAAAGGGGCAGUUUCAUCAAGAAAGAACAAAGUCUAACGGCAUUGUAGACAUGGAGGAAGAUGACAUACUAGCACUGUUUCGAGAUGAUGAAACCGCUGAAGACAAAUUGAUACAGACGGAUAUUACUGAUGAAGAUUUGGAGAGGGUGAUGGAUCGCAAUGACCUCAUUGUAUACUCAGCAGAUAAUGAUGAUAAAGAAACUAAUGCUGCUAUAGAGUCUAUCCCUCUUAAAGGUCCCGGUUGGGAGGUGGUGGUACCUACUGCAACUGGGGGCAUGCUAUCGACCCUUAACAGUUAAAUGUAUGUGGAGGAUUAGGACGGAUUUGUCACUGAUUUUGCAGGGUUGAUGUUGAAGAUGAUAAGUUUGCCCUCCAUUUUUGGGACCGAGGAGUCUUCCAUUUUGCAAAUGUUUAAAGAGUAGGCUAUUCAUUUGAAAGAGGGCAACUAAUUUUUGUAAUUCAUCUUCUGUAUACCCAUCUUCAGAUACAACCCUGGAAGUUUUAAUUAGGUUCUGUUAGGAAUUAUUGUGAAUAACUAUGUUUUCAAUGACUGAAAUGCUAAUUAUUUGCCUAGA